CUUCCUCCCUUUCACCUUUCUUGACUUUCCACUCAGCCAGGACAACUCCCACGUACUUUGUCAAGAAUCUAAAGAUUGGUAUCUGCUUUUGCACUUGGGGAACUUCCCAAGGCCACCAGGCACCCAAACAUAACUAGAAUACUACCCGAGAGGUUAGGAAAGGACUUUUCCGUGUGGCCAUUGGGUAUGAGUUCCUUCUCCCUGGGACUCCCACAUCUUCCCCAUGGUCUGGGAAAGCACCCCACAGCUUCUGAUAAAAGCUCAGUACAAGAUGAGGCAGAAGAGAGCUCUUGGCUUCACCAGACAUUCGCUGGUUGCUCCAGAGAGGCCCGAACCAGAAACUCUCACCAUGAAAGUCAUCACCACAGCCCUGAUGUGCCUGCUGCUGGCUGCGAUGUGGCCACAAGAUGUGGACAGCAAGAGCAUGCACGUGCUCUCCUCUCGCUGCUGCUUCAGAUUUCUGAAGAAAAUGCCUCCCCCAGAAGUUAAUCCAGUGUUACAGAGAGAUCAGCUCCUCCUGUUCCCACCCAGCUGUUGUAUUCAGGCUGAAGAAAGGCCAAGAGAGCUGUGCCUUGAGUACAAGUGCUUGGGUUCAAGAUUACCUGAAGAAGGUGAAACCCUGCUAGCUGAGGUGAAGAUGAGCUACACCUUCCCAUCCCAGCUCUGGAGACUGCAGCUCCCCUUCACGCAGUCCCACACCCUCCACCCGCCAUGGCUCCCCUGCCCGCUGUGGCUCCCAGAUCUCAGUCGUGUGAUAAGCUAUUUUAUGGUACUUUAUCUGUUUAAAUUAUGGAACCUUCAACUCCUACUGCCUGUGUUUAUUGAGCUCCAUGAGGAUUUCUUUCAAGGUUCAGACUUGAUUGGAAGUUGGGCUUGA
This is a messenger RNA of Mesocricetus auratus (golden hamster), 877 nucleotides long. RefSeq lists its product as uncharacterized. The transcript is spliced from 3 exons. The record is from RefSeq and is a predicted model, not a curated record. The coding region runs from base 224 to 877 and encodes 217 amino acids. Lineage: Eukaryota; Metazoa; Chordata; Mammalia; Rodentia; Cricetidae.